Messenger RNA from Aplysia californica (California sea hare), 2534 nucleotides. Its product is annotated as cyclic AMP-responsive element-binding protein 3-like protein 3-B. Gene Ontology annotation, biological process: regulation of transcription by RNA polymerase II. The coding region runs from base 424 to 2118 and encodes 564 amino acids. The record is from RefSeq and is a predicted model, not a curated record. The transcript has 8 exons. Gene Ontology annotation, cellular component: nucleus. NCBI's taxonomy places the organism in Eukaryota, Metazoa, Mollusca, Gastropoda, Aplysiida, Aplysiidae. Gene Ontology annotation, molecular function: DNA-binding transcription factor activity, RNA polymerase II-specific; RNA polymerase II cis-regulatory region sequence-specific DNA binding.
UGAAACGGAAGUUUACAAUUACUAUUCUUAGAAACAGUGAAAUAGAAAAAUAGAUCACAUCUUCAUCCUGAUUUGUGUUUGCGUCCGGCUUUUCUAAUUGAUAUUGGGGUCUUUGGAAAGAAAAAGGGGAUAACUUGUAGGCACACUUCAUCGCUUCAACGUUUAGUACAGGUGCGUCGCCGAGAAUAGGAACUGUUUACUUUUCAAAGUGGAAUCUUAUGACAUCGGGGAAGCCCCUGGCCUCGCCCCGGCAGGUCCUGGUUGUUUAGGGAGACCAGGUCUUGUGAGUGACUGACUGGGUGGCUAUUUUUGACCAGGCCAAGGCUUUCCGGUGACGUGUUCAAGACAGUGGUGGAGUUGCUUACAAUUUACUUAUUACGAAGUAGCCUUCGAACAUCGGGUGCCAACUGUAAUUGAUCCAACAUGGAGUUGGGGACGCCGUCCAACGAUGUGCUGGAUUUGCUUUUUGAUGACAACUGCGGCAUACUGAAAGGCGAUUCUUCUGUUGGUGUUAGUGAUUUCACCAAACAUGACUUUGUGGAUCAAAAUUUCAACCCUACCAGUAACAUGGCGUUUCACAAUAUCAACCUCGGUGAUUUUGACUUGCUGAGUGACAACUUGUUUGAGAGCCUUAUCAAUUCUGCAGAGCCGAAUUCUUUUUUGGAUGGAGAACCUGCUGCAAAAAAGCGUGUCAUUCAUUCAGAUCAUGAUUACAUAGCUCAUAAAUCGCCAAGUGAGCACAGCGACAGUGGUAUAUCAGUUGUGUCAGAUGAUUCUUCUUCAGCUUUACAUCUAAACAUCAGCCCAGAGGAUAAUAUGACUGAUGAUCAGCUUGAGCUUUUCGUUACUGGGAACAUUAAAGGUUCACCUGAUUGCACCACAGGAACAACACCCCCAUCAUCAUGUGGUGACAGCCACACUUUUGACCUUUUUGAUGUUAUUGACAAUAAUGAACCUGACUCAACAGGAGAUAUCAAACACACUCACACUGUAGAUACAACAACAGCUGAUUUGGAUGACUUUGACUUCACUUGCAGUAAUGAUGACAACAUUUCUAUAGACUUUGAUCUGGAGCCACUGAGUCAUUCUGGAGUUGGAUCUGAUUCUGAGAAUCACGACUCACGAUCAGUCUUCGUGUUCAGUGGUUCUGCAAAAAGGUUAAUACCUUCCCAGAAAAUUUCAAAAGGAGGCAGCGCUCUACCAUUCACAGUCAAGGACAUCGAUCCUCACAUUACAAGCGUAACAAACUUCCCAGAGCUGCGUCUCACAGAUGAAGAGAAAGAGUUGCUUGCAAGGGAAGGGGUUACGCUGCCAACGAACUUACCCCUCACUAGGGAUGAAGAAAGAGUUUUGAAAGCAGUGAGAAGAAAAAUCAGAAAUAAGAUCUCAGCGAAAGAGAGCCGCAAAAGGAAGCAAGGAUAUGUUGAUGGCCUUGAACAAAGAGUAAAACUGUGUACACAAGAAAACAGAGAACUUCAGAAAAAAGUGGACUCUCUUGAAAAACAGAAUGUGUCUCUUAUUGCCCAGAUGAAGAGGUUACAGUCUCUGGUUGGCAAGUCAAAGGUACCUGCUCAAGCAUCUACAUGUGUUAUGGUGUUAUUGUUGUCCUUCGCCUUGCUUGUGGUGCCAAACUUGAAUCCAUUUGGCAGUGAGGAAGAGAACCACACACCUAUUGCAACCUCAAGUGCAGCUGUUAGAGGUAAGGCAAGGAGCCUGCUCAAUCAUGACAGUUCUGGGCUGGCUGCCUCUGAUGAGGACCCAUACGGUGUGACUCAGCGCCCCAGUGCUCCCUGGGACAGCAAGCAGGGAGUUGUGCAGAUGUCUGCUCUCAGCGCUGCUGACAUUGCUCUGGCUGCCGACGAUGUCUUGUCGGUGGUAAAGACAGAGGUUGAGACCUCAGAUGGAGAAACGAAGAAAGAGGAGGACGACAAAAAGCUAAGGAUAGCCGACCGCUUUCCUGAACUAUCGAAGAGAAUAAAAUCAGAACCUUUAGUAGACAUGAACAGGAUUCAGGACUUGCAUCAUGUAAAAGUUGGCGUUGAAAAUAUGGCAGGAGGGAGUAAAAUUUUAGAGCAGAACAGCACAGAAGAGAAUAUCCCGAUUGAUGUUGAGAACUGACGUUUUCUUGAUAUUGUGGUAUUCUGUGAAAGGGAUAAUUGUAUCCAAAGAAAAAAAUAUAUCAGGGAAUCUCCUGUGGGUCUGGUGGAUUACUUCGAACAAUUAUGAUCUUUCUGUGGUGCUGCGCAAUGUUGGCACCACUUUUUGACUGUGGAGAUAGGGUAAAACACUCUCCUCAUCGUUUGAGCUGUCUUCUGUCUUUCAAAGUUUUCCCCUGUCGGGUUCAGAUAAUAAUGUAAAAUUGGAGGUGUCCCAAUCCAAAGAUGUUUUACAGUGUGGAGACUGAUUCCUUCCCCCCCUUCAUUUGAAACGUGGAAAUUUGGAGGAAGUGUUGGGAUUGAUGUUUUCCUGUGCUUAGGCUGUGGCUUUAGAUCUGUGUUACUGAGAUGUGUUUUUUAUUUUUAUUUUUAUUUUUU